AUGCAACAAAGUAAGCCUUCAAAAAUUGAAAAAUCAGUAAUAGAAACAUGUGUUUAUUUAUACACUGAACUAUCCUCAAUGGUAUUAUAUAAGCAGAAGCCAGACCCAGACCAUAUUUAUCCUUCAGUUAACGAUAUUGUGAAAAUGGACCCAUUACAAGCUUUAUCUCUAAUAAACAAUGAGCUUAAAGAUUUAUUGAAAAUCAAGCGUGAUUUUAUGCUUAUGGACGAGUUUGAAAACUAUCAAAAUACUGAUCAAUACCACAAAGCCCUUCAAAAGCUUGAAGAUGAAGUCAGAAACCAUAUAAAAAUCGAGCAACAGCUAAAACUGCAUAUAGAAAAUACCCAGCAAAAACUAUUAGACUCUGAAAAUGCUCGACUGGAGCUCGCUUCUACCAGCAAGACAAUUAUCGAAAAACUGAAAAAAGACGCUGAUAGACCCACCCAUAGAAGAGAAGAAAGCUCACCUUUAACCACGUCAAGAAGUAGCAAUUCAGAAAUAAGACAUGAAAGAAAAUUGACUCAAGAAAUAUCAACACUGAAAAUGAAUAUGAAAAAAGACUCAUUAAAAAUAGCUGAACUUAUAAAAGACAAAAAAAGGCUGGAACUACAGGUUGCUAUGCAAAAAUCGCAGCCUGAAAUGAAAAAAAUAGAAAAAUCAAAAGAAAAUAGGUCAGAAAGCGCGAAUUGUGUGACUGAUUUUUAUAAGAAAAAAUUUGAAGAAAAAUGUGAACAGGUAGCACAACUAGAAAAACAAAUAAGAAUGCUGAGGACAAGGGCAAGUGACCAUAGUUUUAAUUAUAUUGAAAGGAGAAGGAAUAGUUACACACAAAAAGAAUUGGUCAGUAAAACCCCUAUAAAAGAAGAAAAAUCAUCAAGCAACCUUAGAUCAGCAAGUCCUUUGCUUUCUAAAAGCCAAAUCGGUAUAAAAUGCACAUCGGUUGAAAAGUCUCCUAAACCCCUAUCGGCUUCACAAGUUCAGAAUAAAACUAAAAGAUAA
Molecule: messenger RNA, 999 nt
Organism: Blepharisma stoltei
Lineage: Eukaryota; Ciliophora; Heterotrichea; Heterotrichida; Blepharismidae
Source: the annotation of a GenBank genome assembly